CGACAGCUACUUGUAGCCUAUUCGUGAACACGCGAAAUAGGGGAUUUCCUAAGACCUUCUUCCUUUUACGGGAUCUGAUUUGACACACUUGAAUGAAAGACCGGGAUUUGUGUCCAUUUGCUUCUUGUCCAAAAGGAAGACGUCAUCAAAGGGAAUUGGGCCUGACUUGGUCUUGAAAGAGUAAUAAAGAAAGGCAGCCCCCUUCUCUCACAUAAGGGCGGUACGAAAUAGGGAUCUUACGAGAAAGGUAGGCACCUGUGAAUCUGUUAAACGAAAUCUUCCUAACAGCGAAAAGCGCUUAUUCGAUAAAUGUGGGGUUUAUUUCAACUCCCUGCCUUCAAGCGAUUGGCAGAAAGCUGCUAUCAGUCCCUCCUCAAAAUCUGUCUCCUUGGAGCUGAUCUGCGGGCAUUCAAAGAAGGGGAUCUAACGGCUAUUGGACGAUCUAAUGCGCGUGGGAUAUCUUAGCUAUUGAUCUGACCUUUCCUUUGAUGAUCUGUUGAUGUCCAUUCAAUCUCCAGGAACCUAUUCGUCGAAAAGACUAGCAGCCUCACAUGAAUCAGCAACUUGGGCAUUAGCUAAUGAGAUAGUUGAAAAAGGUGCCUAGCGCUCUUUGCAAGAAGAAGGAAUAAAAAAAGGCUGGUGCUCUUAAGAAAUAGGCUGUAGCUAUUGAAUCUGGUCUUUCGGAAUCGAAUGCCUUGUUGGAGUAAGGAAUGGACAUAGGUUAAUCCAUAGUAGAAGGUAGAAGAUAUCCACGAGCAUAGGCUGUUAUGAAUAUGCCUCUUCAAGUCAAUCAUUUACCUAUUUCUUACUACAUGGGUUAAUUCCUAUCUUUAAUAGAUAUAAAAGACGUUUUUAUGUUCGAGUUCGAUCUCUGUAGUCAAGUCUAAGACAGUUGAUUCGUAAUAAUAAUAUUUUUUUUUAAUAAAGGCAUGCUUCGCGAGAGAGCUUAUUUCGUGUUCGAGAUCCAAUUGAUGGCGACACUUCUCCUUCCAUUCCCUGCCCAGCAAACGGAAGCUUUCGACGCCCCUUUACUAGUAGUUGGGCGCAGGAGUGGAGUUUUCUACGCUUGGCUUUGAAGCCGUAGCUUGCUGCUCGUUCCUAUUUCUAUUUCUUAAGGAAAGCCUUGAAGGAAAGGGCAAAACGAGGUUGCUCGCUUUCAGUCUCAACCUCCAACUCAGAACAGAACGUUCCUUCCACAACGGAAGACCCAUAUCUUUCGAUUACAAAAAAGAAUUAAACAUUCCAUUAGUUCAUGAAUCAUGAUAAUCAUUCGAUCUCUAUGAAUAUGGAUAGAAGAAAGAAAAAGAAAGAUCUCUUUUUUAUUUUUUAUUGCUAUUCCAUUCUUUCUUUUCUAUUCGAAUCAGAAAAGGGGACAAAAAAAGAAAGGAUUACUUCGUUCCUGAUAGUCAUUUCUUUAAUAAGUGGAUAGGAGCAUACUCUGGAUCGGAAUCAUGGGUAAGUACUGCUUGAUCAUUUCUACCAACUUAAAGCCCCCGUUAGGAUUCCCUUUAUGCAGAGAUCUCUCUUUGGAUAACAACCAUUAUCUCCAUUACUAAUCCUUUGUGUACCUUGGUCUUCCUAACCGCCCACUCGUUUUUGCUCGAUCCCCGGUAUGGUAAUACAUACAAGAGUAAAAACCUCAAACCGUGGAUCUUUUGCACCCGCUUCAAGCCAUAAUGACGAAUCGGGGUAAACAGUUUCUAUUAUUAUUAUUUUCUUAAGUCUUGUACAUUUGGAAUGAGACUCCAUCUUUCUACUGCUAAUUUAGAAGGUCUUUUUCUUUUUUCUAGAUAGUUUCGUUCAAAGACCCGAAUGAUGAAUAAAAAAAUGAAGAUAUCUAUUCAACAGAUUCAACCUCUUUCCUAGAAAAGCAGAGGAAUUAGGUAAAAAGCCCAUGUCCCAACGAAUCGCACGUAGAGAUAUUGAUAAGACAAUGUUCGCUAAUGGUAUUGAAUAACUAAUCGAUUGAGCAGCCGCCCGUAGACCACCUAAAAAGGAAUAUUGAUUAUUUGAUCCAUAUCCUGCUGACAUAAGGAGUCCAAUAGGAGCAUUGAAAUGGCGAUCCAUAAAAAAAGACCUCUACUGAGAUCGGCUAGAACAGGGCUCAAGUCAAAAGGAAUUACUGAAUAACUUAGUAGAACUGAUAUGACCGCUAUAGAUGGUCCGAUACUGAAUAAAGGAGUCUCUCGGAGAAGAUCCUCCUUGAAAAGCAGUCCCAUCUGCUGGAGCUUGUUGAAUCAUUCCCAAAGGACCGGCGUAUUCAGGUCCAAUACAUUCUUGUAUCCCUGCGGUCUCUUUCUAACCACAAAAUGACUAGUACUCCUAUUGUGAUUCCCGAUACAGGAGUAAAAAUAGGGACAAAGAGCCAUAUGAUCCCAUAGGCCUCGGAUUCCGAUCUGGAAAAUAAAUCCUGAAAUAACAUAGAUAAUGAAAUCGUUCAUCUUGACAGUUGAUAUUUUCGAUUGAGAAAGCGGCAGGCCCAAAGAGCUCCACAGUAGUGCCUUGCGAGGUCGUAGAGCCGGUAACCCUCGUUCGCCUAAGAGAUAAAAUUAUCUGCCCUUACUUUACUAGGGGGAUUGAGACUUAAAACUGUGUAACGCUAUAUGUUUAACACAUGCAAGUCGAACUUCUCUUUUUUAUUUUGUUUGAUUAGGUAAGUUUCUCAGUGAGUGCUCCGUAUGUAAGAAGAAUUGGGCAGUCUCAUUGUGCUUCUUUCACUUCCCAUGCUUGUAGUUGGUAAAAAACAACAAAAAAGUAACUAACAUUCUUCACUACUCCUACAGGCUUAACUCCGUUAAGAUGUCUGGGGGGAAUCAUUAUUUCUAAAUCCAUCAUGAUCAAUGAAUUAAUUGAAGCGGUUCUUCCGUUUUUAGCUUCUGCUCAAGAGGGAGCGCGCCUCAAGAAGUGCUGCCGCAGGCACCAGAUCAAGGACAUGUGGAAGGAUUUAUCCCGGCCUCCCCUUCCACUUCCAACGACGACCUCCUGUGGAGUCCCCUAUUGAUCCGCAGAUUGGAGGCGAAAGCCUAUCACAAAUCUAUGUUCAGUUCAGCUCCUCUGUAAGUAACAGGGGAAGGGGGAGCCUUAUUUGAAGGAUCUUUGGCAAAAGGCUAACUCCAUUCUUGAAAGAAAAAGAAGGAUUCUAUUAAAGAUGGAAGAGCUUGAUCCAGAUGGAGGCUGGAUUGAAGGCGGGGCCCGAUGUAUCCAAACUCAAAAGGGGCAGGACUUUUCCUUGAUCAGUCUUCCAAAGUCUGGAAAACGAGGGCUAAAAUAGCCCCUACUUUAUAUCUUUUGUCUCUAAAAGAGACAGGCUUUGAUGCCCCUACCCACUCAAAAAUCACGGUGUUCAGCUGACUUGCACUGAUAGACCCCUAUUGUAUUGGAAUUAGGCGCCCUUCUUUUUACUGUUGUCAACUAAUCUCUUCAAUCUUCGACUCUAUGUUAGAACAUUUCUUAGAAUGCUAUUCUGAUCUAAGUGGUCCUAUUCUAUGUCCCGUGCUAGGAAGCAUUACUCCUCUUUUCAUUCCAAAUUCAAGAAUACGACCGAUACGAUUAAUUGGUCUGUGCGCCUCUCUUAUAACUUUUUUGUAUUCUCUUGUUCUUCGGAUACAAUUCGAUCCUUCUACGGCCAAAUCUCAAUUUGUGGAAAGCCUUCGAUGGCUUCCUUAUGAAAACAUCAAUUUGGAUUUGGGUAUAGACGGUAUCUCUUUAUUCUUCGUGAUAUUGACCACAUUUCUGAUCCCUAUUUGCAUUUUAGUGGGUUGGUCUGGUAUGAGAAGUUAUGGGAAAGAGUAUAUUACAGCAUUUCUAAUUCGUGAAUUUCUAAUGAUCGCCGUGUUCCGCAUGCUGGAUCUUCUACUAUUCUAUGUUCUUCUCGAAAGCGUGCCAAUCCCUAUGUUGUGCGGAGCUGAGCAUCUUCUAUUCGCUGGGAUAAGGCUUUUCCUCUGCAGGGGCCUUGUGCAGUAAACCCCCUACGGGCGGUCGUCCGUCGUCGUAAAGUAGUCCCCGCGAAGCUUUCGGGAAGAGGGGUAGUCUUGUGUGUAAGCAUAGCAUUUCUGGUCGAACCCGCCCAACCCAACUAAGAAGAA
Messenger RNA from Impatiens glandulifera, 4085 nucleotides. RefSeq names its product NADH-ubiquinone oxidoreductase chain 4-like. Gene Ontology annotation, molecular function: NADH dehydrogenase (ubiquinone) activity; ubiquinone binding. Lineage: Eukaryota; Viridiplantae; Streptophyta; Magnoliopsida; Ericales; Balsaminaceae. Gene Ontology annotation, biological process: ATP synthesis coupled electron transport; electron transport coupled proton transport; aerobic respiration. The record is from RefSeq and is a predicted model, not a curated record. The transcript has a single exon. Bases 3436 to 3963 code for a protein of 175 amino acids.